Messenger RNA from Gopherus flavomarginatus (Mexican gopher tortoise), 3675 nucleotides. RefSeq names its product calcyphosine 2 (gene CAPS2). The transcript has 19 exons. The coding region runs from base 154 to 1989 and encodes 611 amino acids. The record is from RefSeq and is a predicted model, not a curated record. Gene Ontology annotation, molecular function: calcium ion binding. Lineage: Eukaryota; Metazoa; Chordata; Testudines; Testudinidae.
CACACACCCCGGCCCGCGUCCCUGCCCCUCGCGUGCACGCGCAGCAGAGCCGGCGGGUGCGCGCACAGGGACACCCCCCCGCAGGACUUGGGAAUAGGGGCGGCGGCUGCAGAGGUGAGCGGGCGUUUAUUGUGAAGUCUAAGUCAAAUUUGCAUGGAUUUGGAGGUUAAAGGAGUUGCUGCAUCUCCUAGACGGCAAGCUGAGCUGUCAUCAAGGGGGAAGAAACUUAGUCAGGGAUGGAAACCAAAUAUACAAGCAACUCAUGGCCUUCGUCCAGCUGAGGUGCCAUGCCUUGAUUUGGGCAAGCUGGGAUCUUCAGAUGAAGAGGAUGGUGAUUCUUACAUACCAUACAGGAAGAGGUUUCCUCGCAUUGGCCCUCCAGAUUCAACUUCAACUAUUAGUUGGGGUACACCAAUACAGACUCCGUAUGCACAGCAUCAUCAGACACAAGAAAUGGCUAGAAAACAUUGUCAGAAGAAAACGGAGCUUUCUUUGGAGCAAAAGACAAUACCGGAAAAUCUGCCAUCCCCAACAGACAAAUACAAACUAAAAUAUCAGCAGUAUGAAGCAGAAAUGAAAGAGGGAUAUAAACAGUAUUCUCAGAGAACUGCAGAAAAGAAAAAAAACAGUGCCCAGUCUCAGGAAUCUUCAAGAAAAACAGCAGAUAAAGAGGAGCCACAGCUUGAAGACAGGACUGAUCAUGAUCUUACGGCUCUUGAUGAGAAAGCCCUUUUGCAGCAAUGCUAUACAAGCAAGCCCUACACAAUGCAGCACAGCAUAAGGAAGUUAGAAGCUGAGGAUGUAGCUGCAGAGAGGAGAAAGCAAACUGUAGUAGAGCAAGUGAUGGUGGAUCAGUUAUCUAGGGCUGUAAUAAGUGACCCAGAGCAAAGUACAAAUAUUGGUACUUACCAGAGGGAUUGGACCUUUGCAGGUCUUGAGACAGCACCAUUGCGCUUUAGAAAAAGAACAUUACAUGAAACAAAAAUAAGGACCAGAUCAGCAUUAACUGAAAAUGUGCUUUCUAAUAAGUUACGCUUUGAUGGCAGAAUUAUAUCAAGGAAUGGGCGUGAUGCUUGCAGAGAGCUGAUUGGAUUCUUUUUUAUGUAUGACAGAUCUCUUACUGUAUAUGAAUAUCGACAAUUUGGAAAAAAUAGAACAAAUGCCUUACCUUUCAUUCAGAAAGGAGUUUAUAGUCAUCAGCGUGGACAAAGAAAAGGACAACAAUAUGAUCUUAGUGACUUUUAUGUUGGUGCUAACCUGACUUUUCUGAGUUGCAAUCUUAGCCUUCCAGAAAGCAUUAAACAGAACCCAAUACUUACCCUUCGUGUCACAAAUAUUGAUGAAGCUGCAAUUGACAUUCUAAAAGCUACUUCUGUGGGAAUCAAGCAAGACAUUACCCAGCAAGAGAUUGAUGAGAGCAGAGUUUUCAGGGUUGUUCAAGGUAUACUUAAAGAGAAGCUAAAUAAAAGGGGAGUUCGUGUUGUAACAGGAUUAGGAAAAUACUUCCGAGAACGGGAUCAGAAGAGGGAUGGAGCUCUCUCUAAGGCAGUCUUUAAACAAGCUCUAACAGUAUUUCAUUUAGAAGUGCCUGAAAAGGAUUUUGAGUCUUUGUGGCUUAUUCUUGAUGACAACUGUAAUGAUAAAGUCGAUUAUGGGGAGUUCACUCGUGCCAUUAUUGGGGAAAUGAAUGAGUAUCGAAAAGCAUUUGUUAGAAAAGCUUAUAUGAAACUUGAUUUCAACAAAACUGGCAGUGUACCUAUGGUAGAUAUCAGAAAGUGUUAUUGUGCCAAGAAACACUCUCGAGUGUUAUCAGGUGAUGUCACAGAGGAAGAAAUUAAAUCUUCAUUUCUGGAAACACUAGAGGAUGCCUGCAGCAAUUCCAAUGAAGUGUCAUACUGUGAGUUUGAAGAUUACUAUGAAGGAUUAAGUAUUGGAAUCACGGAUGAUGAAGAUUUUGUUAAUAUUUUAAGGAAUGCUUGGGGAAUUUAGAACUGAAGAAUAUAUAGAAUGUCAUAAAAACCCCACUCCAAAUGUAGAGUAAAUUAAGUGAGGAUUUAUUCUUGACACGAGUUACUUUUUGAAUGAAUAUUUCAAAUUUAUUUAAUAGUUUGAAAAUAUUUGAGAGUAAAUUUUCAGAAUGUAUAUAAGUUAUGCAUAAAGCUCCCUUUAACAUUUCUUUUAUGUAAAUUUUGUGUUUUAUUAAACUGUAAAAUUUGUAGUAGCUUUAUGCACUUCCAUCUGGCAGUAGGAUCAUUUGUCUCAUUAAAAUAGUAUAGCUUAUUUUAAAAACAGUAAUUUGGAAUACAAACAUAGGUGAAAGAAUACAUGCAAGAGAAAACUUACUAUGCAUCAUAAGUACCAGUUGUAUGAUGUAUUGUUGAGAAGCUUUAGAUUUGACUAUAUAUAUUAUAUAUGCACACACUGUUUUUUCUCUAAAAUGUGUUGCUCAUAAAAGAGCACAUUUGUUUUAUGAAAUCUGUAAGGCCAGAUACUGCUUGGCUCUUACGUUGAUGAGAAGGAUGCAAGUCAUCUCUCUCAUCUCCCCCGAGUUGGGGAGAGAUCCACAAUACUAAAAAUGCAUAGAAAAUUAAGAACAUUGCAUACCUCCUUAACGUUCUAAUUUUCAGAGCAAAAUACAGCUUGUUCUGAAUAUAUUUACUGAUCUUCGUCAGACGCAAUAGAUUGAACCACAGGUUCUCCAAAGAUUUUAAUGAGAUGCUUUUGACUAGAGUUUGGAUAUAGUAUGCAUACUUGUCUUUAGGUUGUAGAAAUGUGUUCCAGGGCUUGUAAUGUACUUCAGGCCUUACAACCUGUUGCUGAAUUGUUUUUUACAAACAAAUAAUAGAUUUACUCUUUCUAGAUGUGUGACUUGCAUACUUUCUGCUGCUAUGAUCAUUAUCUUUGGUGGAACCUUAACGGUAAACUCCUUAAUCCAAACUGAUAGGUUUUUUCUUUUUUUUCUUUUCUUUUUUUUAAUCUUUUUAAGAAAGCAGCAAUCACAACUAUAAACAUUAAAUUUCCAGUCCACAUCUGGCUCAAAUUUUCCUUACUACUGUAAAUAUUUAAUCAGUUGUGCCUUUUAAUAAAAUAUGUUUUGUGAAUCCUGAUUCAUUGUAUUAAAAAAUUGAAAAUGCCUUAUUGAUUUUUUCUUAUUAUAUUUCAUAUUAAUCUUGGUGAAAGAUACCUUUAACACUAGGGCCAAUUUGGAAUCAGACUGUAUAGGUUCAAUCUUGUGCUGUUAAAAUGUAGUUUGCCUUGUACUUGUCUGAUUGCAUUGUGAUUUAUGAUCUGUCUUGUGUUCUGGGAUAACACAAGUUUCCUCUGUCAGACAAAACUUGUUGCUCACAGGAAUUUGAGGACAACCUUGAGAUUUGUUGGACUUUAGUCACCCUCUUUGUCAGGCUUGUUUAUUCUAUCUGUAUUACCUUUUCCUUUACCUUUUUUUUUUUAACUCAUGCCCCCUUGCCUUCUGAUUGUUAGUUUCUUGUAGCCAUUGCUCAUUUUGAACCCUUGCUCAUUUUUAACAUCUCUUCCUGCUGUAUUUACUAUUUUUGUAUUUAACUUUCCGUUUUCAUAUGUUCUGUUCCUGAUUUUUGUUUAUUUUAACCAUUUCCUAUUUAAUCAUGUCUUACGUACCUUAUGUUUACCUCUUAUAACUCUUAUGUAAUUGUCCCU